Molecule: messenger RNA, 2213 nt
Organism: Equus quagga
Lineage: Eukaryota; Metazoa; Chordata; Mammalia; Perissodactyla; Equidae
Gene: C18H1orf87
Product: chromosome 18 C1orf87 homolog
Exons: 12
Source: RefSeq, a predicted model, not a curated record
AUGUGGCUCAAUGUUAUAAAGGAAGAAAUGGGAUACCUUGGGAUCAACUUUGGGAAUGCAAUGAUUCCUUGUCCCUGGGAAGUUUACAAACCAAAGCUGAAUGGUGGCCACAUAGGUGUUCUGCAGAAGGACUUCAUGUCUAGCGAGGAGUAUGAGAACUUGAAGGCAGCAACUCAAACAGCGCUCCAGAAGUCCGUGACUCGUGAUGCAGGGCAGGUGAGCAGAGACCCCUCAGCUUCUACUAAUCCCACUGAUCAUCAGGCCGAUCACAACCCAGCUGAUGUGGAAGAGAGCAAGCACUCGGAGAAGAACCAGAAACCAGAGAACAACCAGAAACUCUUGACAGGAGCACUCAGUGGCAGAUUUCUGGAUGGCAAAAUUCCCAACCAGGCAAGUGUCCACUGCAGCUCCGUGCUGACUGGAGACCAGUCCCUGUCCUGUAUCCAUGGCCUCCCCAGGAGAAACCUUCGAGACUGGUCCUUGGAACAGAUGGCAAAGGGCAGCUCUGGCCAGCCUGAACAUAUUGGCCAGAGGCCAAGUGGAGCAAGGAGAGACAACACUUUCCUUCUAGCCCUGGUCAGAAGAGAACUCCAGCCACGACCUCUGAGUUCUGGAUUGUUAGACAAGCUUCAGAAAGAUCUGAAGAUCCUGGACCCUAUCUCUUCAGGAUUUCUUCUCCAGUCUCAGCUGAGCCACCUCUUCUUGAGGCAUGAAGUCCCUCUCCAGUUACCCACCAUCAAGAUCCUCUGCCAGAGAUUUUCCGGGAAGGGCUCUCCUGAAAUGGUGAAUUAUGGAAAACUCCUCUGGUUUUUAAAAGUUGCAGCUUCAGAUGACCCACAGCAAAGCAAGAGAGUCGUGGACAGGAGCCCAAGGAGAACUCAGGGUGGUCGCCCUCACAGCCAAAGUACUGCCCCUCGAGACCCCAGCUCGCAGUCAGAAGGGAACAGGAGCCUGUUGGACGUCUUGGAGAUGGCACGAAGGACAACCAAUGGCAAACUCAACAUAGAGAACCUCAACCUGAGUUUUUGAAAAGAAGAUCACUCAUUCUCUGGCUACCUGCCCCCCAACAAGGUCAGGGCUAUAUGCUGGAAACAUGGAUUAUAUCUGACUUUGAGCCUCCUGGAAACAUUGCUUAACCACCAAGAUUUGGGUUACAAAGAUGAAAUAAAAUGGCAGAGUUUUGUUGAGUUGCUGAGCAGAGCUUCCUCUGACUUGUCCUCUGAUUUGUCUACAGGAAAGAAAGGAAAGGAAACCUCUGCAACUCCAGUGCAGCCUGACAUUCCUGAGAUGCCUCAAGGCACAAGUGAACAUAUGAAAACUCUAGAAGAGGAUCUGCAGCCAGAAAACCCUACUGCUGAGACUUCAGCCCCCAAAGAUCCCCCGAGCUCUUUGAAAAUCAGGCCAGUCUCACAGCCUUUCCUGAACCCAGUGAUGAAGAACGAGUCUGAAGAAUCGGAGACAUGGAUUGAAAGGUUCAGGAAGCUAGAAGAUGCCCUAUACUUGUGUGAUCUGAAUAAUGCAGGGGUCCUGGAGAAGGAACGAGCCAGACGCCUCAUUCACAACUACAACCUCAUUUACGACCUGGCCCUGAGCCCUCGGAAGAUUGACCAGGCCUCGCGGAGAUUCUGUUCUGCAGGAAAUAUGCUCUUGGAGCCAGCACUUCGGUACUUAAAGGAGCUGUGACAAUAGGCCCACGUUGUGAAAACAGGGUGUCGGGAAGCUUGAAUGCGGUCUGUGUGAAACGGCAUAGGGAGGCAAGGCAACCACUACAGCAAAGAAUAAUUUUUAGAUACCUCUGCCUUCUGGAGCCAAAUGACCAUUGCUCCUGGAUCGUGUCCUGUCUGGAAUUUUCUACUGCUUUACGCCAAGAUGUGUAUCUGCGUGUGUGCAUGUGUGUGUGUGUGUUCGUUUGCAAGACUUGCACAUUGCAGAAGUAAAUACUCAUUAGUUUUUCUCUGAGUGAAUAUUAAAAGAAGAAAAAUUCAACUUAAGUCAUAGAGAAAAGCUUAGAUAUCAAGGUGACAAUGUGACAGUAGGGGUUAAAUGAUGUCUGGCUGUGAGGAAAACUGCUGAACACAAACAGGGAAACGCUAUGAGGUCAUUAUGCUUCAAAAUAUUGUUAUGAUCUCUAAGCUGGGACUUCUCCAUGCUUUGCUUAUGGAAAAUCUGUUUCCUUUCUCUCUGUUUUCUCAGAUCAGUGGUGUUCUGCACAC